AUGAUAGACAUUUUUGCUGCCCUACGUUACUCGGAGGAGCGGCAAGUGACCUUUGCGGUUUUUCAACUUGAAGGGGCUGCUCGCUCUUGGUGGAACAUUAUUCGGACAAAAUGGGAGCGAGAGCAGACACCAAGGACAUGGACGAAUUUUGUUAGGGAGUUCAACGCUAAGUACUUUCCACCGUUGGUUCAGGAGAAAAAGGAAGACGAAUUUAUUCGUCUACGCCAAGGCACGCAAUCGGUAGCCGAAUAUGAGAGCCAAUUCACACGCUUGUCCAAGUUUGCCCCUGAGCUCAUUUUGACCGAGCAAAGGAGAGCAAGACGUUUCCUUCAGGGGCUUAAUGUGGAAAUCCAAAAGGAUUUGGCCGUAGCCCAAAUCACCACUUUUAGUGAUGCUGUUGAGAAAGCAUUACGAUCCGAGAACGCAAGGCUUCAGGUGAGGAACUUCCAGAAUAGAAAGCGUGGAGCUACUGGAAGUAGCUCAACUCAAGGGGAUAAAAGUACCCCUCCUAAAUUUGGAAGGGGAGCUGGAGGGGGACGGUUUGCGAGUCCGGCCAGAGGGGCUCCCUCUCGAGGAAGCCAACCCGGACGAGGCCAGCAGAGGAGUACCUCACAGGGGAGUUCCGCUACUGUUGCGCGCGGGCCGUGUGGCUUUUGUGGGAAACCAAACCACACGGAGGACGACUGCUGGAGGAAACAGAACAAGUGCUUACGCUACGGGAGUGCAGAGCACCGGCUCGCCAGUUGUCCAGUCCAAGCCCGAGACGUGAAAGGAACUACACCGACAUCCAAGGCUACCUCAAGUCAAUCACGGGUAGAAAGUGUCAAGCCGAAGGUGCCCGCACGUGUAUACUCCAUCGAACAACGUCCAGUUCCUGACUCAGCCGAGGUAGUGGAAGAAGAUGUUCCGGUAGUGAGUGAAUACCCUGAUGUUUUUCCUGAUGAGUUAGUAAAUCUGCCUCCAGAAAGAGAAAUUGAGUUUGAAGUUAACCUUUGUCCAGGGGCUUCCCCUAUUUCCAAAACUCCUUACCAAAUGGCACCUGCGGAACUCAAAGAGCUGAAAUUACAAUUGCAAGACCUUCUAGAGCGAGGGUUUAUCCACGAGAGUGGAUCACCUUGGGGGGCACCUGUCCUCUUUGUUAAAAAGAAGGAGGGGACCUUGAGGCUAUGUAUCGAUUACCGAGGGUUGAACAACGUGACCAUUAAGAACAAGUACCCCCUACCUCACAUCGAUGAGCUAUUUGAUCAAUUACAGGGUGCGGUGGUCUUUUCAAAGUUAGAUCUUCGACAGGGGUAUUACCAACUGUUAAUUAAAAAGGAAGAUGUGCCUAAAACCGCCUUCAAUUCUCGGUAUGGGCACUACGAAUUUGCCGUGAUGCCUUUUGGACUGACCAAUGCCCCUGCUGCUUUCAUGGACCUCAUGCAUCGAAUUUUCAAACCUUAUUGUUAUUCUUGGUUUUGA
This is a messenger RNA of Coffea arabica (coffee), 1461 nucleotides long. RefSeq lists its product as uncharacterized. The record is from RefSeq and is a predicted model, not a curated record. NCBI's taxonomy places the organism in Eukaryota, Viridiplantae, Streptophyta, Magnoliopsida, Gentianales, Rubiaceae.